Molecule: messenger RNA, 272 nt
Organism: Thamnophis elegans (Western terrestrial garter snake)
Lineage: Eukaryota; Metazoa; Chordata; Lepidosauria; Squamata; Natricidae
Gene: HOPX
Product: HOP homeobox
Exons: 2
Coding region: 13-228 (71 amino acids)
Biological process (GO): cell differentiation; regulation of transcription by RNA polymerase II
Cellular component (GO): nucleus
Molecular function (GO): DNA binding
Source: RefSeq, a predicted model, not a curated record
UACAAAGUGAAAAUGUCCACAGAAAAGGCUAUCAGAGAAGACCAGGUGGAGAUUUUGGAGUACAACUUCACCAGAAUCAGCAAGAACCCUGAUCGUGCCACCCUUGAUCUCAUCGCUGCUGAGGCGGGGCUAUCAGUAGAAGAGGUUCUAGAAUGGUUCAAGAAGCGGCUGGGAGAGUGGAGGAAAUCGGAAGGGCUGCCUUCAGAAUCCAGGUCUGUCAGAGAUUGACUAAAGCUCCCCCUUUUGGAGACAUCCCUGGAAAACGGACAGCA